Messenger RNA from Astyanax mexicanus (Mexican tetra), 937 nucleotides. It is a transcript of the gene pdcd5, whose product is annotated as programmed cell death 5. Bases 137 to 517 code for a protein of 126 amino acids. Gene Ontology annotation, molecular function: DNA binding. Lineage: Eukaryota; Metazoa; Chordata; Actinopteri; Characiformes; Acestrorhamphidae. The transcript has 6 exons. Gene Ontology annotation, cellular component: cytosol; nucleus. The record is from RefSeq and is a predicted model, not a curated record.
GCACCGGGCUGCUCGGUUGCUCCUAGGUUGAUUAGCACAGACUGCCUGGCUCCUGUACUGAAAGCGCAUCUCCAGAGAACAGAGUGACAGUUCUGAUAUAUUUCUGCUUUAAUAAAAGUCAUUAUACUCUUAGAGAAUGGCUGAUGAAGAGCUGGAAGCAAUUAGAAGGCAGCGAAUGGCAGAGCUUCAGGCAAAACAUGGGGACUCCAGUGAUCAGCAAGGCCAACAAGAAGCAAAGCAGAGGGAAACAGAAAUGAGAAACUCUAUACUGGCUCAAGUCCUGGAUCAGUCAGCCCGUGCCAGACUGAGUAACCUGGCACUGGUAAAACCAGACAAAGCAAAAGCAGUGGAAAACUACCUGAUUCAGAUGGCGCGUUUUGGCCAGCUUGGGGGAAAGAUCACAGAAAACGGUUUGAUAGAGAUCCUUGAAAAAGUCAGUCAACAGACAGAGAAGAAGACUACUGUCAAGUUUAACAGAAGGCGAGUGAUGGACUCUGAUGAAGAAGACGAUGAUUAAAAUGCUUGGCUGAAAAAGUCUGCUGGAAAGACGUGGAUGGGAGAGUCUGGUUUUCAAGAAAACAACCAGAAUGCGUCAACGUGGCCAACCAAAGGUGCUGUCUAAGGAGAGCAUCCUGCGAUAGAGACUCUAGACCUUUGGGAACACAGGAACCCAUGAGCUCACCCAUGUUGUUUGUGUUAUCUCAUUUUUCACUAUGGUUCGCUGGAUUUUUUUUUCAUACAGGUCUAACUGCAGUAACAGAAUUGCUGCAGUAACAUUUCACUAGAGACUGCUUUAGAUAGAUUUAAUUAGCACCAUAAUGAAACAGGCCUCAUUGUCAUAUCUCUCUGACUUUGUAGUCCCUCCCCCCUUUCUGACAUGUAUGUUCAACUGUUUACAUAAUAAAAAGCCUUAAAUACAGCUGGCACGAUAUACGUA